Talpa occidentalis (Iberian mole) is the source of this 6070-nucleotide messenger RNA. RefSeq names its product poly(ADP-ribose) polymerase family member 4 (gene PARP4). Gene Ontology annotation, molecular function: NAD+ poly-ADP-ribosyltransferase activity. NCBI's taxonomy places the organism in Eukaryota, Metazoa, Chordata, Mammalia, Eulipotyphla, Talpidae. The transcript is spliced from 34 exons. The record is from RefSeq and is a predicted model, not a curated record. The coding region runs from base 133 to 5880 and encodes 1915 amino acids.
UCAGCCGCCCGGAAUUCCGUGUGCUCGGGCUCCGACGCCUGGAGAAGGCAGCGUCCACACCCAGGACCGCCGACUUUCCGGAGCAGGGUUGCCAGAGACCCCGGCGCCGGUGGGGGCGCACAGCCUCGCAGGAUGGCCAUAGGAAUUUUUGCAAAUUGUAUCUUCUAUUUGAAAGUCAAGCACUUACCUCGUCAUCUGAAGAAAAAGCUACAAACUGACAUUAAGGAAAAUGGUGGAAAGUUUACCCUGUUGUUAAAUCCUCAGUGCACACAUGUAAUCUUAGACAGUACUGAUGUUCUCAGUCAUCAUCUACUAAACUCUGUCCAAAAGAACCAUAUCCAUAUUACAAACCCAGAUUUUGUAUGGGAAUCUGUCAGAGAAAGGAGACUCCUGGAUGUGAAGAAUUAUGAUCCCGACAAGUCACUGGACACCAUACAACCUCCUGGUCAAGAGGAAAGCCAUUCUGAAGUGAAAACAAAUGAUCUGUCCUGGGACAAUUCCAUAGAAGAGGAUGACAUGGUGGAACUCACUAAGUUUCAUACAGAAGAUGUUGAAAUCCCUGAUUUUGCUCGGGAUUUUGAAGUUGCAAAAUAUAACAUCUUGGAAAAGAUUGUGGCAGAGGGUAGUAAGGAGACUGCGGUCCUGGAGCUGCUCUGCUCCCGGAACCCUGCGGACCCUGCCUUCCUGAUCUCUGCACACUUCCUCCUGGCCGAUGACAUUGAGACUAGAAGGCAGUUUGCUGUAAAAAAAACCUCUGCAGAUGCAAGUGAAUACUAUGAAAAUUACAUUGAAGUGCUAAAGAAACAAGGAUUUCUUCUAAAAGAACACUUUACACCUAAAGCAACCCAAUUAGCCUCUGAGAAGUUGCAAGCAUUGCUUUUGGAGGAGGUAAUAAGUUCAAACACUCUGAACCAAGAGGAGAGCGAUUUGGUGGAGAUGAUUUGGGCAGAAGCUCUUGGUCACUUGGAACACACACUCCUUAACCCUGUGAACAGCAUUAGUCUUAAUGAUGUGAGCAAGGCAGAGGCAAUUCUCCUUCUAGCAAAGAUAGCACUAAAAAAUGGAGAAACAGAAGAAAAAUUACAAAAGAUCAUGACUGAAUUCUACAGAUUGAUACCUCACAAAGGUCCAAAAGUUGAAGAAGUUAACCUGAGACUGUUAGCUAAGAAGGAGGAUCUCUGCCAGCUAAUAAGAGACAUGGUUAAUGUGUUUGAAACGAAUUUGUCCAAACCCAACCCACCAUCUCUUGCCAAAUACCGUGCUUUGAGAUGCAAAAUUGAGCAUGUUAACCAGAACACUGAAGAAUUUUUCAGGGUUAGAAAGCAAGUUUUGCAGAAUAAUCACAGUAAAAGUCCAGUGGAUAUCCUGGGGAUAUUUAGAGUUGGACGAGUAAAUGAAACCAUAGAGUUUUUGAGCCAGCUUGGCAAUGUGAAGUCCCUGUUGCAUGGAUCUCCUGUACGAAGCUUUGUAGGAAUCCUAUCCCGUGGGUUGCUUUUACCCAAAACAGUUGAAGAUCGUGGUGUGAAAAGAACAGACAUUGGAAAUCUUGGGAGUGGAAUGUAUUUCAGUGAUUCAUUCAGUGCAAGUAUUAAGUACUCACACCCAGGAGAGAUAGAUGGCAGUAGACUCUUGGUCAUCUGUGAUGUAAGCCUCGGGAAGUGCAUGGACUUACACAAGAAAGACAUUUCCUUGAUAGAAGCACCCCUGGGUUAUGACAGUGUGCAUGGGGUUCGAGGAACAGCCACAAUCACCACAGACUUUGAGGAUGAUGAAUUUGUUGUAUAUAAAACUAAUCAGGUUAAAAUGAAAUAUAUAGUUAAAUUUUGUGUACCUGGAGAUGAAAUAAAGUACUUUGACCCUUGUAAUAAUACUGAAUUAGAAGAAUACAGACCUGAGUCUUCAAGUUUUUCAGAGGUUGAAGAUUAUCAGUUAUCAGACAGCAAACCUGACAGCGACAUUAAGGCCGGCCUUCGGGACACUUCUGGGAACUUGGUUCCUCUUGAGGAUGUUCACAUCAAGGGAAAAAUAAUAGACUUUGUAGCCCAGGUCAUUGUUUUUCAGACAUACACAAAUCACAGUCACAUACCCAUUGAGGCAAAAUAUAUUUUUCCUUUGGAUGACAAGGCAGCUGUGUGUGGUUUUGAAGCAUUCAUCAAUGGGAAGCAUGUAGUAGGAGAGAUUAAAGAGAAGGAAGAAGCCCAGCGAGAAUACCAACAAGCAAUCAGUCAAGGCCAUGGCGCAUACUUGAUGGAUCAGGAUGUACCGGAUGUUUUUACUGUAAGUGUUGGAAACUUACCCCCCAAGGCAAAGGUUCUUAUCAAAAUCACCUACAUCACAGAACUCAGCAUGCGAGGCACUGUUGCUGUCUUCUUCAUGCCAGCCACGGUAGCGCCCUGGCAACAGGAUAAAGCUUUGAAUGAAAAUCUUCAGGAUACAGUAGAGAAGAUUUGUAUAAAGGAAAUAGGAAAAGAGCAAAGCUUCUCUUUGAGCAUGUCUAUUGAGAUGCCAUAUAUGAUUGAAUUCAUUUCUAGUGAUACACAUGAACUGAAGCAAAAGAGAACAGACUGCAAGGCUGUCAUCAGCACUGUGGAUGGUAGCUGCUUAGACAGCAGUGGAUUUUCUCUCUCAAUCGGUUUGUGUGAUGCCUAUCUCCCAAGAAUGUGGGUUGAAAAACAUCCAGAUAAAGAAAGUGAGGCCUGCAUGCUUGUCUUUCAACCAGAUCUUGAUGUCAUGCUCCCUGAUGUGGUAGAGCAGAAUGAAGUGAUUAUUUGUCUCGAUUGCUCCAAUUCAAUGGAGGGUGUGACGUUCUUGCAAGCUAAGAGAAUUGCCUUACAUGCACUGUCAUUGGUGGGUAAGAAAGAGAAGAUAAACAUUGUCAAGUUUGGCACAGGUUACAAGGAGUUAUUUUCAUAUCCUAAGUACAUCACAAGCAAUAAUAUACCAGCUGAGUUCAUUAUGUCAGCUACACCUACCAUGGGGAAUACAGACUUCUGGAAAACACUCCGAUAUUUGAACUUACUGUACCCCUCUCAAGGGUUUCGAAACAUCCUCCUUAUAUCCGAUGGGCACCUGCAGAACAUGGGCCUGAGCCUGCAGCUCGUGAGGAGAAACGUGCACCACACCAGGCUGUUCUGCUGUGGGACUGGUUCUACAGCAAAUCAUCACAUCUUAAGGACAUUGUCCCAGUGUGGUGCUGGAGUAUUUGAAUAUUUUAACUCAAAAUCCAAACACAGUUGGAAAAAACAGAUAGAAGACCAAAUAACUAGGUUACGAUCUCCAAGUUGUCACUCUGUCUCCAUCAAAUGGCAACAGCUAAGCACAGAUGCCCCCGAGCCCCUGCAGGCCCCGGUCCAGGUGCGGUCCCUGUUCCACAAUGACCGGCUCCUGGUCUAUGGACUGAUUCCUCACUGCACCCAGGCAACUUUAUGUGCAUUAGUCCAAGAGAAAGAAUUUUCUACAAUGGUAUCGACAACUGAGCUUCAGAAGACAACAGGAACAAUGAUUCAUAAGCUGACAGCACGAGCCCUGAUCAGAGACUAUGAAGAAGGCAUUCUCCAUGAAGAUGAAACAAAUCACGAGAUGAAAAAGCAGAUUUUAAAAUCUCUGAUCAUUGAACUCAGUAAAGAAAACUCUCUCAUAACACAAUUUACAAGCUUUGUGGCUGUUGAGAAAAGGGAUGGCAAUGAGUUACUGUCUUCUAAUAUUCCAAAUAUUUUGGAACUUAUUGCCAAAGAAGAUGUAGAUCUUCUGCCAUACAUGAGCUGGCAGGAGGAGGAAUCAGAUGCCAGCAUGUCACAGCCUCUUUCAGCUUCCACUAAGUGUAGUGAAGACUUGCAGCUUGACGAUUUUUCUGAAGAAGAACCUCAGUUUUCUAACCUGGAAGUUUCUGAAUAUUCAGAAUUGACUAAAUUAGAUUCCCAACCACUCAAUUUUGCAAUUGAAAAUGUGGAAAAACCACUGGAUUUAUCUGAAAUGGAUUCAUUGAAGCCAAUAAGACAGAGACUAGUAUCGAGGAAAGGCAUUCCAAGGAAAAUGGCUGCCCCAUGUUCAUUCCCUUUCCUAAAAAUCUCUGGUGAUUCUUCUGCUCCCCCUCCUACUACCCCCUUACCUCCUCACAGCAGUCUCUUUGGCUCUGUUGCUAGUCCCCCAUCUAACCAAGGCCCCAAGACUAGAGGUUAUACUGACCUACCCCUCAAGUCUCAUUAUCUUUCAUCUCCCCAGAUCCUACCUUUUGGAUCUUGUGCUAGUCCUGCUUUUUCAUGUCCACUUCCUCCUGCCCCUGUUUUAGCAAGAGCUGCUGGUCUCCCUCCACCUCUCCCUCCUCUUCCAGGAAGUACUUGUCACCUUGCUCCUCCCCCUCCUUUACCAGGAGCUUUUGGUCAGCCUCCUCCUCCCCUUCCUCUUCCUGGAAGUAGUUGUCAGCUUCCUCCUCCCCCACCUCCCCCUCUCCUUCCAGGAGGUAGUUGUCAGCUUCCUCCUCCUCCACCUCCCCCUCCUCUUCCAGGAGCUUUUGGUCACCCUCCUCCUCCCCCUCCUCUUCCAGGAAGUAGUUGUCAGCUUCCUCCUCCCCCACCUCCCCCUCCUUUACCAGGAGCAUCUGGUCUCUCUCCUUCUCCCCCUGCUCUUCCAGGAAGUCUUAUUCUCCCUCCCCCGCCUCCCCCUCCUUUACCAGGAGCUCCUUUCCCCAUUCCCCCUCCCCCUCCUUUACUAGGAAGUGCUGGUUUAUAUGCCUCUCCUAGCCCCAAACAGUCUGAGCUACCUGAAAUUCUCUCUCCUUCUCCCCCUGCUCUUCCAGGAAGUCUUAUUCCCCCUCCCCCUCCUCCCCCUCCUUUACCAGGAGCUCCUUUCCCCAUUCCCCCUCCCCCUCCUUUACUAGGAAGUGCUGGUUUAUAUGCCUCUCCUAGCCCCAAACAGUCUGAGCUACCUGAAAUUCAUCAAGACAGUCCAACCCUGGGUUUUGCUGGUCCUCCUCCUGCAUUGAAUUCUCCCCUGAAGCAGAGUUUUUUCUCCACUCCUCCUAGUCCUGCUCCCCCUCCUCCAGUUGAAGGUCUUAUCCUUCCUUGUUGUGGUCCCCCUGUCCAUCUUUUUGGUGCUGCUCCUCUUCAUUUUCAAAACUCCCCAAUUCCUUUGAAUACUAGUUACAAUCUGCCACCAGAUCCACUAGUGCUUCACAAAGAUCAGUCAGAGGUUUCUCGCCCAUCAAAUAUUUCUGCCACGGCUUCAUCACUAGAUUUUCCCCAAGAUGAUCUUCAGAGUGUCACAAAUCUUCAAAAUUCAUCCAAAAUGGAAAAAAGGUCUAAACAAGUAUGUUACAGAGCCUCUAGAUUCUUCAAAAAGAUGGCAAAAUCUGAUACAAGAAGCGACUUCAUUAUAAGUCAUCAGGCACAAAAAGACAAGGAUGAAAAACUCCAAAGCCAGAGGAAUUUACUGCCUUGGACCAAACUCUUCAGUCUACAAACUGAGGAUGGUUGCUGGAAACUUACACCAGAACUGGGAUUUAUAUUAAAACUUAAUACAAAUAUUUUAAAUGACUUUCUGGACCAAAAGGGCAUUCAAUCUCUAGGUAAAAAAGGAAGAGAAUGUCUUUUGGACCUGAUCGCCACCUUUCUGGUCCUACAAUUUCUUCGCACCCAGUUGGAACAAGAAGGAAUAGUAAUAAAAUCACUGAUGAGAUUGGAUGAAACUUCCAUUUCCAGGAAUAUUCCCUGGAAUUUUGAGAAAAUAAAGAAAGCAAGUGAAUGGGUAAGAAGAACUGAAGGACAGUAUACGUCUAUCUGCCAACGGCUUGAAUUGGGUAAUGAUUGGGAUACGGCCACUAAGCAGCUAUUGGGAAUCCAACCCAUAAACACCACUUCUCCUCUUCACAGAGUUAUUAAUUAAAGUCAAGGCUGAAUCAAAUUAUUUUUUUCUUAAAAUUUUUUCAUGCUUCUAUGUACAAAAUAAUCAACUAUUAAAAGCUACCUAUAAUGAGAUUUAAUUAUGAUUUUAUUCAACGUAGCAAUCACUUUAAAACUAAAUGGAAGCAGAAUUGUUCUAAUGACCUAAGAAGCAAUAAAAUAAAAUUGAUGAU